AUGCCCGCCGCUGGCAGCGAUGGGAUUGCGAUUACUGGAAGCUCCAUCGAAUCGAUUCUGAUGGUGGUCCAUAAUUGGCCUGUUCUCUGGAUGCUGGUCAUCUUCUGGCGAUUGCUCAGAUGGAGUCUUCAAUUUGGUCUCACACUCAUCUACAACCGUACCAGUGAUUGCAAUAACAAAUUGAGUAGGGAUGUAACAGCUCUUAAAGAUGGGUUUGAAGGACAGUCUUCCGCUGGAAGUUCGGAAUUUUCUUUGGAUAACCAGUUAAACCCGCACGAUGUGAAGAAGACUCGGCGCGAAAAUGCCACCCUACGACAGUACAAGGCAGGUAUCAGACGUUGUAUAGUAGGCAACCAAAGUAGUGCCGCUCAAGUCCUCUAA
Molecule: messenger RNA, 381 nt
Organism: Boeremia exigua
Lineage: Eukaryota; Fungi; Ascomycota; Dothideomycetes; Pleosporales; Didymellaceae
Exons: 4
Coding region: 1-381 (126 amino acids)
Source: RefSeq, a predicted model, not a curated record